CAGACGGAAAUCGUAGCGGGGUAUUUAACAAUUCUUCCUUUGGACGAGCUUUAAUCGCAUGUCAGCGAGAGACAGACCAGAUAUUUGAUGGUUGCAUCAAUUGCCUCACAAUGCCAGAAAUGCCAUCUUCCAAUUUUCCUGGAGAAACAAAUUUUAUGGCUCAGUACAUACCAAGCCUUUCACGCUCAGGUGUGAUUUUAAAUCCCACUUUUCCGAUCUUUGAGCCAGAUAGAGACUUCCAGAUGUUAAAUCCUUGCCGUGCCUCCGGGGGUUUUAAUAUGACUCAUCAUGCCGAGAGUGGCAUUGGAGUACUCAGUGAAGAUUCCCUGGAAGAAGAUCCUUAUGAUGAAACGCUUGCUACAGACUCCAGAAUGUCCGAUUUCAGUGUCGAUGACAAGGGGGAGAUGUUUGGAUUUAAAGGCUCUGUUUGUAACCAUGAAGUUGUCCAGAGUUCAAGAUCAACAGAAGAUGUUAUAAAUACCAGCUUAAAUAAUCCACUUUUAAGAAAGCUUGAACAGCUUAAGGAACUACAGCAACAAAAGCAAGAACAACUGAAGCAACAGCAGAUGGAACAACUGCAGAGACUUAUGGAGGAACAGAAGAUGCUGCUGAGCUUGGUAGCCAACCGGCCGGCCUGCAUUGAACCUGAUCCUCCGAUUCAUCCCAGCGAUUCUGCAGCACCGCACCAUUCACCCGUUAACUCUCCGGUCAGCCAUAAUAUCCCCAGGAGCUAUCCUUAUAGCCGGUCUGAUGUAAUCAACAGCAGCAUUAUGUCCUUUAAGAACCAACCCAAUGGUUUGUGGGCUCAGGAAAUUUGCUCUGGUGCAUCCCUGAGAGAGGAUUGCUUUGUAGAUGAACAGGAACAAGGGCAUUGCAGUGGUGAAACUGAUAUUUUUGAUGACCUCAAAGAAAACUCUGAAACUUCUUUACAAGUUGAGCAGGAAUGUUUGAGCAAGCAAAAAGAUGAGACCAACGAAGAAUUGGCUUUCACAGAAGAAAGACCAAUCUUAUCAGAAAUUAAGGAACGGAAGAAGUCUUUUGAAGAGUUUUUGGAGGAGCAAAUGAGGCUAGAAGAACAAAGAUUGAAACAAAUUGAUCAUCAGGUACCAAAGGAUGAAGAGAAACCUGUCUUAAAAAGACCAUUUCUUAGAAGAGGAGAAGGACUUGCCAGGUUUAGGAGUGGAAAUCCUAAAGUAUCAAAACCUAAGGAGAAUGACUUUGCCCAGCUAAAAAUAUCAGAGGCCGCUAGCAGCGAUAAAACACUAAAACUUCACAUGCAAAGGAAAGUUGCACCUGUAACCAAAGAACAAACUUCAGAGAACAAUAUGGUUGGAUCUAAAAAGUUAAACCAGACUAGCAAAGGGAAUACUGAGCUUCUUCAGAAGAAAUUGGUGCUUAAAAACCACAACAUAAAAAAUCACCCUUCAGUGAUACAAGGGCAACAGGAGAGUAAGUCUAGCUGGACUGGUAAAAGUUCUAUGAAACGGGACAAGCUCAACAUUUUAGAAGCCAAUAAAGAAAAUAUGGAAAAUCAACCUCCAGUUGAAGCAAACGCACUCCGUUCCAGGUUAGGAAGCCAUGAAAACCAAAAGAAUUCUACAAGAGCGAAUGAAAAACCUCCUUCAGACACCACCCAUUCUGAACUGUCUUUUGAAGUGUCGUUUCAGAAACGCCAGGCAAACUGGGAAAAAGAGAAGCAAAAAGAAAACUUUGAACUUGAUGAGUUUUUACUUUUAGAACAGGCUGCUGAGGAGAUCUCAUUCUCUAGCAACUCCUCUUUCGUCCAGAAACUGCUAGAUCCAAACUAUGCGAUCGACAAUGGACACGGCAGGCACUCUUCUACCCCUGUUAAAGUGCAGCAGGUAAAAACUGUUAGCCGUGAUGAAGAUGCCAAGGACGGAAAACUUGAUAGGAUCCAGGGGAAGAAUGAUGCCAAAACUGUAUUAAAAAAUAAUGUAGCUUUAACUGCUGUUGUACCUCACAAGCAGUGUGAAGAAGUUGAAGUUAUUCACACGGCCAACCAAGAAAUUAAAAAAACUAAUUUUACUGAGCCUGUCCGAAUGUCAUGUGAAAAUGAAGAUGAUCCUCUUUCUGAUGACUUUAAAGACCUUUGUAAAAAUACAAAAAAUAACAACAGCAGGGACUUUGAUCUAGAUUUAUCAAACGGAGAGGACAGUGAUGACGACGAGUCAACUCUUCUGGAAAACAAAAGUAACCAUUUCCAAGCUGAUGGCCCUUGUUCUUCAUCCUCUGAUACCAGCCAAAUCGAGUUUGAUGAUGAACGCACUUGGGCAGAUCUGGAAGACUUGAAAAACCAGGAAAACUUCCCUGAGCAAAAUUUUCCAAGAAAAGAGUUUGUGCCAUCGGAAUACACCACGAGUCCUACAUAUGUCCAAGACAAAACCAUAAAAAGAAAGGUGGCUUCAAAGAAAGGGGACGAUCAUCUGAAAGCAGAAGUAACUGUUUGUAGUCAGAGCCCUCCUCCAACCUCAGAUCUAAUGAUGAAAUUAUUUCCAUCCCUAAAGCCCAAAUCAAAGUCCCAGCCAGCAUGCAAAUCCACCCCAGUGCAAGAGAAUGCAGAUCCUACUCAUUCUCGGCUGUUAAGGGAGAAAUUAAUUGAACUGGAAAAUGAAAUUGAAAGAUUUAAAAUGGAAAAUGCAUCGUUAACAAGACUCCAUGAAGAAAAGGAAAAGGCUAUGGAGGCCCUCAGGAAAGAGGCAGCAGACUUUGAGCAGCAAAAAGCUAAAGAACUGGCUCGGAUUGAAGAGUUUAAAAAGGAAGAAAUAAAAAAGCUGCAAAAAGAACGUAAAGUUUUUGAAAAGUAUGCCAGUGCAGCUAGAGCUAUUCCAGAUAAGAGAGAACGAGAAGAAAUACAGCUGUUAAAGCAACAAGUGAAAGACCUGCAAGAGGAACUGAAAAGAAAGGAAGCAAAGUGGUCAACAACUCAUGGCCGUCUGCGAAACCAGAUAGAGACCUUAUCAAAAGAGAAUGGAGAGCUCCGAGAAGAAAUAAAGUUUAUGGAAAAGGUCCGUGUAGACGCUUGGAAAAAAGCAGAGGUGGCAGAAAGCAAAAAGAAGACGGUGGAAAAUCAAGCAUCUGUUCAGAGACCAUCUGAGUCUACGAGUCCUUUAAUUACUGAGAAGAACAGGAGUCCACCUUCAUUUCCACAACCAGACAGCAUGAGAAUAACUCCCGGAAACCAGGCACCAAUAAAAGGAAAAGCCCCAAAACAUGACAAACCUUCUCCUGUGUGUGACAAAACUAAACCCAAGACCAAAGAGUGUUCUGACAUGCCUGAGAGAAAUGAAGUCCCAGCUACUAAGGGCCAGGCGGAAGAUGAAGUUCAGGGGGAAAUCUCCUAUCCUGAUGGGAAGAUUGAGAGGAUUUUAAGAAAUGGCUGUCAUGUGAUCUUGUUCCCCAAUGGAACCCGUAAAGAAGUCAGUGCCGAUGGAAAGAGCACAACUGUAACAUUCUUCAAUGGAGAUGUGAAGCAAGUGUUGUCAGACCAGCGCGUGAUUUACUAUUAUGCUGAGGCCCAAACUACGCAUACAACAUAUCCCGACGGAAUAGAAAUCCUGCAGUUUCCAAAUGGACAAAUAGAAAAGCAUUUUCCAGAUGGAAAAAAAGAGAUAACAUUCCCAGACCAGACAAUAAAGAAUCUACAUACAGAUGGAACAGAAGAGAGCAUAUUUCCUGAUGGGACCAUCAUAACUAUCCAGCCUGAUGGAACCAAAAUUAUAGUAUUUGACAACGGGCAGCAUGAACUGCAUACACCACAGUUUAAAAGGCGCGAAUAUCCGGAUGGAACAGUCAAAACCGUAUAUAGCAAUGGUCAGCAAGAGACCAAAUAUGCUUCUGGCAGAGUGAGGGUUAAAGACAAGGAUGGCAAUGUUCUAAUGGAUGCUAAAAUGUGACCCAUGUUUUCUAAACACUCAUUUUUAUUGUUUGAUGUCAAGUAAUCUUAUUUAAUUCUUAUUAACUUAAUUUAAUAUCUGCCUGUGUAUAUACUUUGUAUUUAAUGUAAAUAUGAAAUGUAGAUAUGUGUCUUGAAUCUAAGAAUGUCUCUUUAUUUAAGUGUAUUUUUUCAUUUCACAGUUUUAUAUGUUGUAUCCUGCAUAAAAAAAUAAACAGAACCUAAAGGUUUA
Messenger RNA from Spea bombifrons (plains spadefoot toad), 4145 nucleotides. RefSeq names its product centromere protein J (gene CPAP). Gene Ontology annotation, cellular component: centriole; nucleus; centrosome. Gene Ontology annotation, molecular function: tubulin binding. Lineage: Eukaryota; Metazoa; Chordata; Amphibia; Anura; Pelobatidae. The transcript is spliced from 17 exons. The coding region runs from base 111 to 3914 and encodes 1267 amino acids. The record is from RefSeq and is a predicted model, not a curated record. Gene Ontology annotation, biological process: cilium assembly; centriole elongation.